AUGUUCGGAGCCUUCCGUCCCACCCUGCCAUCAAUGGGUGGUCUCCUGUGGAAGAAUCCAUGGCGUCUCUCUUCAACCCGCAAAAACCGAGUCCGUAUGCGUCUUCGUGCAGUAGACGACGUGAUCUCCACCCUCCAACAAUCACAGAUCCAAUGUGGAGCAUUGGAAAGAGCACUAGCAUUGCCAACAGAAUCCCAAAUGGCUGCAAAGGACAAAUACACAACAUUCAGCAAACACGAUCGAGGGUUCAGAAAGUCCGUCCACAAGGUUCCCAAAUGGACUAGAAAGACGAUCAGGGAGAAUCCCGUCGGUUACUAA
This is a messenger RNA of Ustilago hordei, 318 nucleotides long. Its product is annotated as putative MRPL31 - mitochondrial ribosomal protein, large subunit. NCBI's taxonomy places the organism in Eukaryota, Fungi, Basidiomycota, Ustilaginomycetes, Ustilaginales, Ustilaginaceae. Gene Ontology annotation, molecular function: structural constituent of ribosome. Bases 1 to 318 code for a protein of 105 amino acids. Gene Ontology annotation, cellular component: mitochondrial large ribosomal subunit. The record is from RefSeq and is a predicted model, not a curated record. The transcript has a single exon.